AGGAGUUAACUGCAAGCCACAUUUAGCUCUGUGUUUGCUGUUCUCUCUCUCCUGCACCGUAAGUGGAGGCACGACAACCUUCUUUGCCAGCCCAACUUCAUUAUACAGAAGGUCUGGCCUGUGUUCUGCUGCUACAGCCAUGGCUCCUAAAAAGAACAAAGCGACCAAAAAGAGCAAAGGAGACAUAAAUGAAAUGACCAUCAUGGUUGAGGACAGCCCCAUCAACAAGAUCAAUGGUCUGAACACACUCCUAGAGGGAGGAAAUGGCUUCAACUGUAUUUCAACUGAAGUCACAGAUUCUGCAUAUGCCCCCAACCUCUUGGAAGGUUUGAGCAGCAUGAGGCAUGAGAGCUUCCUCUGUGAUCUUACAGUCACCACCAAGUCCAAGUCAUUUGAUGUUCACAAGGUUGUCAUGGCCUCUUGUAGUGAGUACAUUCGAAACAUCUUGAGGAAGGAUUCGUGUCUGCAGAAGAUUGAGCUUAAUGACCUUUCACCAGUAGGCCUUGCAACAGCGAUUACAUACGCAUACUCUGGAAAGCUUACCUUGUCAUUGUACAGCAUUGGCAGCACUAUAGCUGCAGCCAUGUUGCUGCAGAUCAGCACCUUAGUGAAGAUGUGCAGUGAUUUCCUCAUGCAGGAGCUCAGUGUUGAGAACUGCAUGUAUGUAGCCAAUAUUGCCGAUGCCUACGACCUCAAGGAUACUAAGGAAGCAGCUCAGAAGUUCAUGCGUGAGAACUUUAUUGAGUUUUCUGAGAUGGAGCAGUUCCUGAAGCUUACUUAUGAGCAGAUCAGUGAUUUUCUUUCAGAUGAUUCCCUGCAGCUACCCUCCGAGGUAACAGCCUUCCAGAUUGCAAUGAAAUGGUUGGAUUUUGAUGAGAAGAGGUUGAAAUAUGCAGCAGAUCUUUUAACUCAUAUUCGGUUCGGUACCAUCUCUGCCCAAGACCUGGUCAACCAUGUCCAGAGUGUACCUAGAAUGAUGCAAGACCCCGAGUGUCACCGUCUCCUUGUAGAUGCCAUGAAUUACCACCUGCUGCCAUACCAACAGAAUAUCCUUCAGUCACGAAGAACAAAAGUGCGUGGUGGCCUCAAGGUGAUUGUCACAGUUGGUGGACGUCCAGCCUUAACAGAGAAAUCGCUCAGCAAAGACGUUCUAUUCAGGGAUGCUGACAACGUCUGGAAUAAGCUGACAGAAAUGCCAGCUAAGAGCUUUAAUCAGUGUGUGGCAGUCUUGGAUUGCUUCCUGUAUGUGGCAGGUGGUGAGGACCAGAAUGAUGCAAGAAACCAGGCUAAACAUGCUGUUAGCAACUUCUGCAGAUAUGAUCCUCGCUUCAACAACUGGAUUCAUUUGAACAACAUGAUCCAAAAACGUACCCACUUCAGCAUCAACAUCUAUAAUGGUCUCUUGUUUGCUGUUGGAGGACGAAACUCCGACGGGGUUCAAGCAUCUGUGGAGUGCUACGUGCCUUCCUCCAACCAGUGGCAGAUGAAAGCCCCAAUGGAGGUCCCCCGAUGCUGCCACGCCAGCUCUGUCAUUGAUGGCAAGAUCCUUGUGUCCGGAGGCUACAUCAACAAUGCCUACUCCAGGGCAGUGUGCUGUUAUGAUCCUUCCACUGAUACUUGGCAGGAUAAGAGCAGCCUUAGCACACCUAGAGGCUGGCACUGCACAGCCACCGUGGGAGACCGCGCGUUUGUUAUAGGUGGCAGUCAGUUGGGAGGUCGAGGGGAAAGGGUUGAUGUCCUAGCUGUUGAAUCAUACAAUCCUCAUAAUGGGCAAUGGAGCUACUGCACUCCCCUUCACACAGGAGUCAGCACGGCUGGUGUUUGCAUUUUGAACAGCAAGAUUUAUCUCCUUGGGGGCUGGAAUGAGGGCGAGAAGAAGUACAAGAAAUGCAUUCAGGUUUAUGACCCUGACCUCAAUGAAUGGACUGAGGAUGAUGAAUUGCCAGAGGCUACAGUCGGCAUUUCAUGCUGCGUCGUCACCAUACCCACAAGGAAAACAAGAGAGUCUAGAGCCAGUUCAGUUUCUUCUGCACCUGUCAGUAUAUAAGGUUUUUAAUGAAAGGGUAGUUCAAACAAAGUCUCCAGAUUUUCUGUUGCAGAACUCUUGGUUCACAACUUUAUUAGUUGUCAUUUUUAAGGAGUCUGUUUAUUUGGUCAGCAACUUUAUCAACUGAAUAAUUCUGUAAAAUUAG
Thalassophryne amazonica is the source of this 2192-nucleotide messenger RNA. RefSeq names its product kelch-like family member 31 (gene klhl31). The coding region runs from base 140 to 2047 and encodes 635 amino acids. Gene Ontology annotation, molecular function: protein binding. The transcript has 3 exons. Gene Ontology annotation, cellular component: cytoplasm; nucleus. Gene Ontology annotation, biological process: negative regulation of protein phosphorylation. The record is from RefSeq and is a predicted model, not a curated record. NCBI's taxonomy places the organism in Eukaryota, Metazoa, Chordata, Actinopteri, Batrachoidiformes, Batrachoididae.